Meleagris gallopavo (turkey) is the source of this 5449-nucleotide messenger RNA. Its product is annotated as ectonucleoside triphosphate diphosphohydrolase 2-like. Gene Ontology annotation, biological process: nucleoside diphosphate catabolic process. Gene Ontology annotation, molecular function: UDP phosphatase activity; GDP phosphatase activity; ribonucleoside triphosphate phosphatase activity. The record is from RefSeq and is a predicted model, not a curated record. NCBI's taxonomy places the organism in Eukaryota, Metazoa, Chordata, Aves, Galliformes, Phasianidae. Gene Ontology annotation, cellular component: plasma membrane.
GCCGCGGUCCGUCCGCUCCCGGUCCCCCAGCGCGGCGCGGUCCGACGCUCGCUCCGUCCGUCCGGAACUCGAUCCGCCAAACAAACGUUCCGGGAAGCUGAGACCUCGCGGCUGAUCCCGGGAAGGAGGGGAUGAGAUCGGGAAAUACAGCCGACGUCAUUAAGGGUGAUGACUCAGAAGGCGAUUAUUUAACAUUUUUGUCCGGUUGAGCUAUUUUGCUCAAGGCUGAAGCACAGCUUUAAGUUCCAGAUGUCCUCCUUAUCUCGGAAAAACAACCUUCCUGUGAUGGAACUUCUCUUCAAAGAUCCGAGUGCCAUAAAUAAGGAACAAGGACAGCCAUCCAGAGGAGGUACAACUCCUAGACAGCGGCCAAGGGACGAGGUGUCCUUGUACCCGUGGAUGACCGAAGAGUGGGACACCUCCCCAAAUUACCACCAGAGAACACUGAAGGUCCCAGAUGAGCUCAGAAGAUUCAAAUACGUCAUGUAACCUUGUAUGUACGUAAUUCUAUGAAUAUGCCAUAGGUAGGAGUGGUUAUGAGAGACAGGGACCUGCUGAAGCACAUCCACAGGAGGGCCACAAAAAUGCUCUGGGGGAUGGAACACCUCCCUCUGAGGCAGAAAUGCUCCCUAACAUCCAACCUGAACCUCUCCUAGUGCAGCUUGAGGCCAUUCCCUCUUGUCCUGUCAUUACAUAUUAGAUAGGUGAGUCAUGAAAACUUACUGGAUUAUAAACAGAAUCCAAUGUACAGACUGUGCACUAGAUCUGUGGGAAUAUCCCACCUCACUCCCUGUGCAGAAUAAAUCAGUGUCUCCUCUCAAACUCUUGUCUUUUGGCUGUGUUUUGGGAGAUUUGCAACAGACAGCAAGGGAAAGGGGCCCUUCCACAACCAUCCUUUGGCCUCCACAGGCCCAAACUUUCAGGAUAGUUGCUACAGAGUGGAAUAACAAUCCUAUUUAUAUUCUCCAUGAGAUCUCCAGCCAUGCCCCAGGUUGUUCUCUUCCCUGCCCGGCUGGAAUCUCCAGCUGGGUUACUUUGAGAUUUUUAUGAGUUUUUACGCGGACACCUCGUACCUCAGGCAACUUAUCCAGACAUGGCGCACAGAAGCAGUACUUUCCUUUGUGGCUGCAUAGGAAUAUUUGCACAUUUUUAGUUCAAAGAAGUUCAAACUCAAGUCAUCACAAAAACCCCUCCAGCAACUGCCCAGUUGUUGCCCAGCAGUUGGCAGAACAACAACUCUAACUUCACGAUUUAGAGCCUCCCAGUCCACCUGAAGCAGGGGCAAAAAUAAGGAUCCCUUGUCUCAAGGUUGCCUCUUUAUCAGUGCCACAAUGUUGGCAUGAACUGCCAUGAGCAGCCCACAGGCAUGAGCCCUCAGACAAACACUCUGGUGUGAGCCACAAAACCCCAACAUGACUCCGAACCUGCAGGAAAACAAGGCACUAGCACUAAGACAGACAUCUCCAAACACAUCAGAAUGGUGCAAUUCUUUUGGUUCUGCAGGAAGAGGCCUGACAGGGGAAGCCUCCAGUGGCCGCAGGGACAAGAGGUCUGUACCAAUUAACGGCCCAACUUGCUCAAGCCAAAAAACUUUUAGAGCAGCUGCAGUUUUAUUACUAGACCCAAUCACUAGGAAACAGAUCAGAAUACUUGAAGGAAAUAUCCCUCUUGUGGCUAUGAGAUUUUUCUUCAGAAAUUCUGGUUUCAGAGAUGUGUCUUUGUGACACUGGAAAGGAGGAAGAGGGGCACGUUUUGUUAAGUCUAGGGCUGUCCUUCCCAUGGGGAUGCUGAGAAGGGGCAAGCAGGCACUGAUAGCGAUCUCAGCUCGGGUGGACAAACGGCCCGAGCAGCCCCCAUAGCAAAGGGCAAGCCACCCAGAGCCUCCUGCACAUGGAAACCCAAACACACAUUUUCCCAGCGUGCCAAAACCACCUCUCACAGACAAAGGCAUGUUGCAGGGAGUGCCCCAGACCCACAGUGGAGCCGUGCGCAGCUCUCGGAUGAAAAGGAAACCCAGCUACAAGGAGUUUCCUGACUUCUAAUUUUGGCAGCUCUCACUAGCACUGCCAGGCACAGAAUACCAAAGCGAUGAGAGUUUGCCUGCUUUCUGCUUAUUAAACAGAGUUCGCCCAGCAUUUUUGUUUACCUCAACACUAUCGCCCAGGGCGGUUUCGAGGUUGCAGCGCUGUUGAGUGAGCGCCGGGAUGGCACAAAGCCACGGCUGCACCAACUGCAUGGCCGGCCGAAGGACUCGUGGCUCAGCCCAUGUGCUUCUCAUGGUCCUGCGGCUUGGGGUUGGGCUGAAGCCAGAGACUGGCCCCGGCCCCGCCUUUCUCCUCUUUUUAAAGCCUGCCGAAAGCAGCCGCUGUCAGAUGUGGGCUCUGUGCUGCUCCUGUGCUUCCUCUUUCACUGUCUGAAAAAGUAUAAAGUGCUCCAUGUCUUGGCGAGAGCUCCUUCCCCCCUGGCUGGUGAUCGUGGCAGGACUGACAGGCAUCGUGCUGCUCUGCGUCUCCACCAAAGAUGUGCCCAUUGCCCCGCUCAGGACCAAGUAUGGCAUUGUUGUGGAUGCUGGCCCAUCCCGCACCAUCCUGUUCAUCUACCAGUGGACCACCACCAAGGCAAACAAGACCGGGGUGAUCAAAGAGUGUAGUUCCUGCACAGUGCAAGGUCCAGAAAUCCUCAACUACUCAGAUUCUCCUCAGAAAGUAGGAAAGAUCUUGGAUACAUGUUUGAACUGGGCCCAGAGCAAGAUCCCGGCAGAGCAGCACAGCCAGACUCCCCUGUACCUGGGAGCAACCACCAGCAUAAGGCAGCUGAACCUCAGCCAUCCCACCCUCUCUGAUGAUCUCCUUGCAGCCCUGACUGUGGCCCUGAAGUCAUCCCCCUUUGACUUUCAGAGGGUACAAAUCUUGUCCAGUCCAGAUGAGGAAGCAUUCAACUGGGUUGCUGUUAACUACAUUCUGGAGAACUUCUUCAAGUACGACUGGCGAGGACAAAUGGUCCCAUCUGGAAAUGGAAUGGCAGGAGUCCUGUCCAUAGGAGGAGCCUCAACACAGCUCACUUCCAAGGUAGAAGGGAACCAGGAGGGAGUGAGGCUGCAGCUGUAUGGGCAGACACACACAGUGUACACCCACCACUGUCCCUGCCACGGCACAGACCAGCUCCGCAGCAGGCUGCUCUCCAUGCUCAUACAAGAACAAGGAAGUGCUAAAACUGUGCCUAACCCCUGCUGGCCCCUCAGCUACUUCCAAGAAGUGCAAUGGAACUCGGUGCACAAAGGGCCUUGUACUGUCAGUGAUGACACACUGGAUAUCCCCAACCCUGACCAGGUUUUCAACAUCACCGGCACCAGCAAUCCCUCUGCCUGCAUGAGACUUGUGCAAAGACUGCUCAACUCCUCCUCUUCCUGCAGCUUCCUCAAUAAUUUCCCCAAAAGUGCUGCCAAGCCCCUCCAAACCAGGUUUCUGGUGAUUUCUGAGGCCAUGGAGUUCCUGAGGGAAACCACAUCCUCUCCUGAGUUGGGUCAGGCAGUCAACAAGCUUUGUGAGAUGUCUGUCAAAGAGCUAGUCAAGGAGACCCAGACAAGUCUGGAUGCACUUGCUGAUUACUGCAUUGUAUCUGCCUUCAUCUUUCAUCUCAGUACAAAGGGAUAUGUUUUUGACUUCAAUCAGUCUGUUCAGGAUGCAUUCCAGACUGGUGACACAUCAUCUGUCUGGACUCUUGGAUACCUGCUGAAUCUGACCAAUGACAUCACCCAGGACAGCCCAAGCUUCCUCAAGGGCAUUGACCCAGGUGUCUGGUCUUUGCUCCUCAUCCUCUUUGUGGUGCUGCUCACUGGCUCGUUCAUGCGCAUCUCAUACCGAGUGAUGGUCAAGGAGAACAGCUUCAGUAACAGGAACAGCAGUGUUUUUGAUGACAACUGACUUAUUCCAGGACUAGAUUCUCUUGCCAGAGGGCAGCCAACAGAGUAUAUACAGAAAUCACACAGGUGAAAAUCCCUGGAGGAUGCAGGUGGUUUUCCUGCAAGAGUCUCAGGACCUUGUUUCACUUUGCAACCAUUUGCACGACUGUACACUGAGAAAACAGAUUCUGCCAUGCUGGAAGCCUGAGGUUCACAGUGGAUGACAAGCUCUACAUUCUCCAAAUGAGACCAGCUUGCACAGAUCUUGCUUGGGCUGCAACUGCAAUUACUUGUGUCAACCUAAUGAAAACAUUCCCUUGAGGAGGAGGCGGGCCAGGAGCACUAUUGUAAAGUUAAUAUUGAAUAAUCCUGUCUAAUUAGGAAAAGUUAUAUUUAAAAAGGCAUUCUGUCCUCUUCUUUGCCCACAAGAGGGAAGAUGCCUGCAACAUAUCACUAGUGGAGACUGGAACAGCUUUAAAAUACAAUCAGAAUACAGCUGCUGACCUGCUUGGACUCUCCAAGGAAGAAAACUUGUAUUUUCUUCCUGCCACCACUCACCUGUCCUUCCAUCUCAGUGACAGUAUCCAUGUAUCCCACCCAGUGAAUGCUCCUGCUGACCGAAUCCUUCAAAAGCAACAGGCUUUGGUCUUGCUCUGUGCAAAACAUACAGAACAUCAAAGGAGAAACCAAGGGCAUAGACACACAGCGGAGUUCCUGUCUCUCAGCUGAGUCGUGGUAACUCAGGGUUAAAACUGUCAAUUUAAACACUUUAACCAGGAUUUAUAUUAAGAUAUUUUAUCUCGCACUUAAAAUUGGGUGCAUGAUGGCAGCUCACUCAUUUGCACUGAACUGCCUGUCUCCCUGCCCCUGGAAUGUGAUAUCUAACACUGUCCUUCAGGCAAGAACAGACUUAAGAGCAGCAGCUUUCCCAGUUGUCAGCCUGACGACUUUCAUGUUAGACUGUGACCAAAUCGACUUUACAGUCCAACAUUCAGGAUUCCUCUGGGACUUGGCAGCCGUUCCAGCUUCUCUGGUCUGCUCUGUUCUUCUAACAGGAGCUGCUGUACAAUUCUCCACAUUAUUGUGAAGAAAAUGGAUGGAUUCAGACAAAUGCUGACCUUUGACUAAAGCACUUAGAGUUCACCUCUCAGAAUGCUUCAGAGACUUAAACAGACCAGUUGUUUAAAGCCCAAGGCCAAGUGCCUUCAACUCACUGCAGACCACUUAAAACAGAAAUUUAAAUGCUCAUAGAUGCAAUGAUUUGCCUUGCAGGAUAUUUAAAGCUACCAUGGCACUCAAAUCCUUUCAAACCUGGUUAUUAAUCCCUUGUGUUCCUAAUUCACAUAUAGGACAACCCACUCCUCCCACCCCCAUCUAUUAGUAUUGGUGUGUUCAUAAAUUUUCAGGCCAACUAAUGAAGGUCUGGAACCUGUCAGUCAAGUUUGGAGGGGUGUGGAAACAGACUGAAACAAGCUUCAUAUUCAUUUCUUUGAGUUGCAGGUUAGAUAUUUUUAAUUAUAUCAUGUUAUUAAAGAUGUUUGAAUAGAC